UGAUAUGAUCGCGAGGCUGUUCUUCCUUCGUGGACUGAUGAUGAAGCUUUUGAGGAGGGGAUCUGCUCUUUGAUGAUUGGUCAUUUACGGCAAACUCUGCUUCUUCUUCAUUUAAAUGCUUGUUGCUGCCUCCUUCACGUCUUGGAUCCAUCAUAUUGUUGCAUGUAUGGGAGCAGAGGUUGCUUUGGAUGUUGUACUAAGCCCUCUCCAAUUAUUGCGGUGGAUGAGCCUUCAAAGGGACUAAGAAUUCAGGGAAGGACUGUAAAGAAACCCAGUUUGUCUGAGGAUUUUUGGAGCACAAGCCCUUAUGAGAUGGAUAAUAGUGGAGUCCAGUCACAAAGAAGCAUUUCGUCAAUAAGCACUUCAAACCAAAAUCCUGAUCCUCACAGUGGACAAUGCAGCACAGGCCCCACUGAAUUUGUUAACCACGGUUUCCUUCUGUGGAACCAGAUUAGGCAGGAGUGGGUUGGGAACAGGCCAGCUGAAAAUCGUACCCCACAGGUGCGAGAACCAAGGCUAAGCUGGAAUGCUACAUACGACAGUUUAUUGGGGACUAAUAAGCCUUUUCCUCAGCCCAUCCCUCUCUCUUGCUAAAAAAAAUGCCAGUCUGACUCAAGACUCGUCCAAGUCAGACCAGAUCAGAAGCUAUUGAGUUUCACUGUUUUUUAUAAACCCGAGCCGGACCAAGGGACUUGGGAUGAGGACCCUACUGAGUCCACACAUGAGUCCAACUUUUUAGUCACUGCUAUCAUUUAUAUGUUACAUCCAGAAUAUGUGCCUGUCUAAUUGUGAUUCUGAUGUUCUCAUUUUUCAUCUGAAUAUGUGCUCUCUACAAUGCUCUGUGUAGAAGCCAUACUAGGGCCAGUUUAGAUACCGCCCAAAGUUGUUUUAUUGUGGCGAUAUUUGAAUAUUGAUGUAACAUGGUUGAAUAUAUCGUUUGGAUAUUUCACCAUGGAUGCCCUUUAAUAAUGCAAAUAGAUUUUACACAGACAUUAAUUUUUUGCUGUUGGAAUGAAAAUGAAAGUUCCAGUUCUCAUCUCAUGGGCAAAAGGCACAUUUUUGUGUGCCUGUGAAAGCAAACACAUAUUGGUAUCCAAACAUGCCCUUAACAUAAUCUUUUCGAUUUCGCCUGAUUUUUAUUCGAACCAUUUCUUCAUCCUACAUCUACUGGCUGCUAGUUUUAUCAACUUGCUCUAUCAUUGCUUUAUGACGUUUCUUUUUUCUUUUUCUUUUUUUGUCUUGAAUUUGUUGUGCUAUAAUUAUCUCUCUCUCUCAAUUGGUUCCGUAGUAAUUGUCAAUUGGUUAUUUUCUUUCUCUCUCUACACACAAAUGUCAAUGACAAUUUCAAAAACCUCUCUCUCUCUCUCUCAAUUGGCUCCUUAGUAAUUGUCUUUUGGUCAUUUCUUUGUUGUGGUGUAGGAAAUGGUGGAUUUCCUGGUGGAUGUGUGGGAGCAAGAGGGCAUGUACGAUUAACUUCCCAUACCAAACACUCUCCAUUUGUGUAACAACAGCAACAAAAACAAACACUAUUAUUCUAUUCUUGAGGAACAAAUGCCCUAUCUUUCUUCCUACUACUAUUCCAACAAGCAAGCAUUGAUAGUUGACAUGAAUGAAUGAAGGCUUGUUAUAACCCAACAAAACUCUUGUAUUGUAAUGUAAUACAUGAUAUCUUCAACAGCUACAAGAGAGGGGGAUAACAGUUUUAUUUGCUCAAUUGCCAUGCAAAGAAGAAUAUUGGGUUGUUAGUUA
This is a messenger RNA of Amborella trichopoda, 1749 nucleotides long. RefSeq lists its product as uncharacterized. Lineage: Eukaryota; Viridiplantae; Streptophyta; Magnoliopsida; Amborellales; Amborellaceae. The record is from RefSeq and is a predicted model, not a curated record.